CGUAUGCCUAACCUUAAAUUAAGAACAAAAAGCUACAUUUUUGUUUCAUAAUUCUUGACGAUAUAGCCAAUUUUGACUUUGUGACUGUGCUAUCUAGAGCGAGGACAGAUCUGUCGACCAAAUGGUAUGCGCGGGUUAAUGUUUACUCUCAGGGUUAGCAGUGUAUGGCCGUGUGCUUACCAGAGACUUGGCAACUUACUACUGCCCAGAUAUAUAUCUAAAAUGGUAAGUGCUGCUGGCUGGGUCGAUAACGUUAAUACUAGUAGUCGGUUGAUGUACUCGAAUAGCAUCGUCAGACUUUCAGACUUGUGAUAACUGCAGAUUUCCCAAUACUAUUUCAAUGAGAACCGUGAUAGCGUUUUAUAUGUGUCAUUGUGCAACCGUUUGCAAAAAAAUGUCAACAAUAUAUCUUUAUAGUGGAAGAGCUUGACUAUCACUAUGUUCCACAAUGUAACACUUUCACCUUGCUCGCUGAUGUACUUGGUUGCAAAAUACUGGACGCCCAUGAAGAAGGGGGGAGUGGCUAAAGACACGUCAUACUUUAUUUUCUCCAGCAGGUGGAGCAGUGACAUUGCGGAGCGGUACAUCGCUAAAUUACAUUUAUGGGUCUUUCUCAUACAACCUGUUGCACUGCUCAAUAGUAAUAGCUAUAUUCCCCAUGAUGUCUCUGUAGACCCCCACUGGCUGCCCCCAGCUCCUGAUGGAGAUGAAUGCUACUGGCUGGUACAAACCACUCAAAGAUUAGGGAAUGUACAGGGAAAAAACGGUUACAACCAUAUCUUAUACCUCUCAGCUGGUAGAUGGCAGACAUAUUAAACCAACCGUUAUCUGAUCAUUUUCACCUAAUGAAAAUCGGUCGGACCAGGGUACAGGAGUGUGCUACGUAACAGAAUGCUCGUAUAGAAUGUAUUGUGUUGAACAGAUGUGUCCUUUUCGUCACAUUUCCCACAUGCAAUGUUGUGAACAUUUAACUUCACUGAAAAAAAAAAAAAACCCCGAGAGGUCACUUAAAGGGAUGUCGUUUUACACAUAUUAUUCUACAUACAGCCAUUGUGUUUCCUCUCUGUUGGCCCUGCAGUCUGGAGACCCCCACUGGCUGCCCCCAGCGGACAGAGGCCAGCUACUGUUGGAGCUGAAGGCUACUGGCUGGGUAGAGGUAGAGGAGCGGGACGCCAUCUACAAAGAGCUCCACUUCAAAACCUUUAAUCAGGUGUGUGUGUGUCUGACCUCUGACCCCCAACAUCCACACCCUCAUCCUCUUAACAGUAAAGUUAACACCAUCAACCUAAUUCUGACCCCCCAAGCCCAGUUUUAGGUCAGUAUGUUUGAAACCCCACUGCCUGCCAGACGUAACAGCUUUAACGUUAUUACAGCUAUGCCAGCUUACAUCUUCACUGCAUUACAACUCCCCCCCCCCCCCAUCCAUUUGCAGCGAAUGUCCCAUUGCAUGGAGCAGGAUGUUCUGUUAUUGUUUCCAUGAUCCACCGUUAUUGUCACUAUGGAUAUAUGGUCCUGCGUUUCAGUAGGGAAGGGAAACUGGCAGCUACCCUUACAGCCAAUGGAGAAGCACUAUCUCACAGUGCUAUUGCAGGUGACGCCUGCUGCUGUACCUGGAGUCUAUUCCCCCCCCUGUCUGUGGAAGUUAAUAAAAGUCAUGGUUACACCUUCCAUGGCAUUCGUAGUAGGGGAGAGCUCUGUAGAGAGAGUUGGGGUGAGAUAUCCCUGUUAGUUUGGGACAGGGUGUUGUGUGAUGCGUCUCCCUCCCACCAUAGGUACUGACUUCCCAGGUGAGAUAUCCCUGUUAGUUUGGGACAGGGUGUUGUGUGAUGCGUCUCCCUCUCACCAUAGGUACUGACUUCCUAGGUGAGAUAUCCCUGUUAGUUUGGGACAGGGUGUUGUGUCUCCCUCCCACCAUAGGUACUGACUUCCUAGGUGAGAUAUCCCUGUUAGUUUGGGACAGGGUGUUGUGUGAUGCGUCUCCCUCCCACCAUAGGUACUGACUUCCCAGCCAUGUUAUGCUGCUCUUGGGAGGGUGGUGGACUUUAGAUUUGUUACAUGAGGAUCAGGAGAAAGACAGCUGGAAUAGUUACUAUCGGAAACAGACAAAUUCAUGUGUAUUUUGUAGCUGAUUGGUUGCAGGUGCGGUGAGGGAGGGGCAGGUUUUUGGACCCCCCUUUUUCAUCAGUCCUUGUCUGGAGCGUGUAAGAACUCUGAGAAUUGACCUGCCUUCAGGUGUGUGAGGUACUUUUGUGUAAUAAUACUUUCCUAUUUCCAACCUCAUACUAGAUAAGUAGCCUAUGUUCUUUCUUUUUUGCACCUUUUUGCUUGUGAGUCAGCAUUUUCUCAAUGAGUAAAUAGUGUAUUUUAAAUGUAUUUUGAACAGUGCAGAUGCAUGCAGCUCAGUCAGCGGAGUUACCUUUUAAAAUCCAUCUGCCCCCUUCAAGCAAGGACAAGACAAGAAAAUGGAAAUGUGAAGUUGUGUGUUUUCACUAGGCCCAUGUUCUACCGUUUAGUAAUUUGUCUCUUUUUGGUCUUCCAGAGUGCAGAAUCUCAAGGCUACUUAGCGGACGUUGAUCCAGUGGUUAGCUGUUUUAGGCCCCUAACAGACUCUGUUUUUACACUUCGCUGCGUUUGAAGUCACGGGCUGGGCUCUGACCUCCCCCGUCUCCCUCUCUGGCUCUAAACCCUCUCCUCUUACCUCCACACGUCACAACACAUUAACAUGAGGCAGACCAGAGGGGCAUUUGGCAGCAAUUGGGGUUUCGAUCAGAAUUGUUUCUUUCACAAACAAUCAAAUUGGUUAAAGAAAUUCAUCUGCUUCAGAAACCACCAACAAUCCCACCAUUCCUCCUCACAGUCCCGCUUUGGGACUUUUCCCAAUGAGCUCAUGUUGUUCCAAUUUGACAUCUUGUCCAUUUUUUCCUCCCUUGCUCUCUCCCUCUUUCUCUUAUGUAUUUUCACAAUUUGUAUUGUUCGUUUGUCAUGGCUGUUCUUUAAGGCCUUUUACCAGAGGGGUUAGAGAUGAAGAGUGACACGCUGGCUGAUUUCCAUUCGCCACUUAUCUCCAAGUGAUGGGCUUGGUGAAAUCAGAUCCCCAUGAGUUUAUAAUGAGUCACACAUCCCUCUCCAUAAGGGGAUCCCUUCCACACUGGGCCUCUGGGGGGCGCUAGUAUUUUACCCAUCGAUACAUGUGUAAGCCAGAGAGGAUGGACAGUGGAGCACAGUUGCCAAUCAGGAAUAAACAAGACAGUGGGGUUUUAGUUUUCAUGUUUACUACUUUGAUUACAGCAGCGAGUGGAAGUCUGGUCAUAAAUAAUGCUGUAACCGAACCAGUAGUAAUUUAUAUCCGCAGAGAGCAGCGGGGUACAGCACAUUCUUAUUUGAAAUAGUCCGAGAAGUAAAUGUGAGUUAUUUUCCUUGUCGAACGAAGAGAUAUCUAAUCAGUUUGAACGUUGAAAUCCCUUUUCUGGAGCAGUACUUGUUGAUUGGCAUCCAAAUGGUCUCAUGUGGAAAUAUCUCUGUUAUAUGUCUAUGCUCAGAUAAAUGUUUGUACAGUUGUGUUGUUUUUAUAGCUGUAGUCAUUAAUAUUUAGAAAUCUGAAGUCCUUGAUUUGAUGUUUUUUUGUGUUUUUCAUAUUAUUAUUUUUUUACAGUCAUCUGUUUUUCAUUGAGGAGUGGGAAGCAGAUGGAUACAUAUGACAGUAUUUUAACGUCUGAAUUGAAGAGGCAACAUACGCAGUAGCUAUAUCAUUUUGUACCGUGACCUGUGACCUGUGACCUGGAGUUAAAUCAAUGACAGAUUCCAUCAACCUCUUAACAUUCUUUCAUCCACCAAGGAGAAAAAAAGCUUUUAUCUCCGAGCCUUGAUAAAAGUCCAAGCCUGCGUCCCAAAUGUCACCCUAUUCCCAAUUUAAUGCACUGCUUUUUACCAGGGCUCUGGACAGAAAUAGUGCACUAUAUAGGGAAUCGGGUGCUGUAUGGGAUACAGCCCCAAAAUCACUCUAUAAAAGCUGUAACCACGCAUUAAAGCCAAAUGGAUGUUAUUUUCAAACUUACAAGGUGGCUGGUGAUGAUUCUCUCUUCAGAAGGAGCUGCUGCCAAACCCCUAAAGAAUGAGAAAUCUUCUCUCUUUGUUUUCAGCCAAGGAGACAAAGUUCGAAGUUCACCAACAGUUUUGUGUGUUUGUCAACAAGGCGGUGCCAUUGGUAAAGGGUUAAAUCACUGGCAUGUCUAGACGCUUGUAUGUAAUAUCAUGGAGGCCUGGCCACCUGGUUGUCCCAUAGGGUUGUCUCCAUAGAGAUAAAACUAUCUAUCUGUUGGCCUGGCUAGUCUAGCGGGAAUGCCACCGCCUCCGACUGUGCCACACGUGUCUACGGUGUUGGCGUAGGUUCAAAUCUGGCCUACUGCCCAUUGACACAACCUCGCUGUCUUUCCCCACUGUCAUCCGCUAUCUCUGUCUGUUCAAUAAAAUCAGAAAAAGAGAUUGUUUGUCUCUAUGGUUGUCCCCUCACAGCUCAUGUCUGUGACCCAGGAAGACGUUUCAAUUUCAGCUCCAGAGGAUAUUAUCUGUCUGACUAUCUGCACAGCUCCCUCAAUAUCCCCCAGCUCCACUCUGUUCGAGGCUGAUAACUCCCUCAAUAUCCCCCAGGUCCACUCUGUUCGAUGCUGAUAACUCCCUCAAUAUCCCCCCAGGUCCACUCUGUUCGAGGCUGAUAACUCCCUCAAUAUCCCCCAGGUCCACUCUGUUCGAGGCUGAUAACUCCCUCAAUAUCCCCCAGGUCCACUCUGUUCGAGGCUGAUACACUCCCUCAAUAUCCCCCAGGUCCACUCUGUUCGAGGCUGAUAACUCCCUCAAUAUCCCCCCAGGUCCACUCUGUUCGAGGCUGAUAACUCCCUCAAUAUCCCCCAGCUCCACUCUGUUCGAGGCUGAUAACUCCCUCAAUAUCCCCCAGCUCCACUCUGUUCGAGGCUGAUAACUCCCUCAAUAUCCCCCCAGGUCCACUCUGUUCGAGGCUGAUAACUACCUCAAUAUCCCCCAGGUCCACUCUGUUCGAGGCUGAUAACUCCCUCAAUAUCCCCCCAGGUCCACUCUGUUCGAGGCUGAUAACUCCCUCAAUAUCCCCCAGCUCCACUCUGUUCGAGGCUGAUAACUCCCUCAAUAUCCCCCAGCUCCACUCUGUUCGAGGCUGAUAACUCCCUCAAUAUCCCCCAGCUCCACUCUGUUUCGAGGCUGAUAACUCCCUCAUAUCCCCCAGCUCCACUCUGUUCGAGGCUGAUAACUCCCUCAAUAUCCCCCCCAGGUUCUACUCUGUUCGAGCUGAUAACUCCCUCAAUAUCCCCCCAGGUCCACUCUGUUCGAGGCUGAUAACUCCCUCAAUAUCCCCCAGGUCCACUCUGUUCGAGGCUGAUAACUCCCUCAAUAUCCCCCAGCUCCACUCUGUUCGAGGCUGAUAGCUCCCUCAAUAUCCCCCAGGUCCACUCUGUUCGAGGCUGAUAACUCCCUAAAUAUCCCCCAGGUCCACUCUGUUCGAGGCUGAUAACUCCCUAAAUAUCCCCCCAGGUCCACUCUGUUCGAGGCUGAUCCCCUGUUUUAUAUUCUGAGAGGGACUGCCUGCCUCCCUCUCCGCCAAAUCUCUCUCAAGCCUCUACCUCUCGUUAAGGGCCAUGCUCUGUUUGUAUUGAGUAAGUUGUCGUACAGCUAAAACUGAGCCCCUGGAGAAACCAAACUCCUCUCGCCAUCUCUCGCAGUGAGUGAGCAGCAGUUAAUCUGCUCAGCGGUGUACAGUUCCCCCCCCCUCUGUUGUUUCGAAAAUGAAAUGACACUUUCCCUGGGAACUGCAGACAUUCUUCCAUUGAUCUGAUCUGUGCUGCUUGUGUUGUGAAAUAGCUGGAGGGGACCUGCGAGGUGUGGCGCCCAAGCGGAGGUGGUUAGAUAAUCGGCCUAUCAGUCUUGGUAAGCCAAGAUGGCCAUGACGUUUGCUGUCUAUUGAGGAGCCAAUGACGUGUUAGUUAAGAGCGUCUGGUAACCCCGUAGUGAAAGAGAAUUACACGACACCUUACAUAAAUAGGACUUGACGUUUUAUGAAAAUCUGUUCCAUAUGAUGUUAUUUGCUUGACCAUUUUUUUCACAGGGUCAUGGAUAUGUUGCACCUUUGUCAGAGUGAUAGAUUUAAGUUUCUUCCCAUAAUAGAAUGAAGUUUAUUUUCAUAUAUUAAGUUCAUGUUUGACUUACCCGUUUGCUCAUGUGACUGUCCUUGAAUGUCUUGUCAUCAUCACCCCAUUCAGUUUGUGCCUUUCUCUUUCUCUCUCUCUCUCUGCAUCUGCUCUCCUCUGUUUCUCUCUCUCUCUUAUCUCUCUCCUCUCUCCUCUCUCUCUCUCUCCUCCUCUCUCCUCUCUCUCUCUCCUCUCUCUCUCUCCUGUCUCUCGACCCUCUCUCUCUCUCUCUCUCUCUCUUAUCUCUGCUCUCUCCUCUCUCUCUCUCUCUAGCUCUCAUCUCCUCUCUCUCGCUCUAUGUCUGUCUCUCUCUCUCUCUCUCUCUUCUCUGUCUCUCUCUCUCUUGCGUCUCUCUCUCUCUCUGGUGCUCUCUCUCUCUCUGUCUCUCCCUCUCUCUCUGUCUCGGUCUCUGUCCUCUCUCUCACUCCUCUCUCGGUGUGUGGAUUAUGAACGUUUUGAAGCUAGCGUUAGUGUUGAUGGGUCUCGGAUGGUAAUGUAAUCACUAGAGGGUGGAGGAGCGGGUGCAGAGAGAGAGAGAGAGGGGGGGGGGGGGGGGGGGGGGGGGGGGGGGGGGGGGGUGUGAGUGGCACAAUCUGCAUGCACUUACUCCUGGCAGAGAGUCCAGGCGUCCCUAAGCCUUGGACCGCGAAGCGGUGGAAAACGAUCUGUAAAUGUCAGGCACAUGUGUUUGAAACUAGGGCUGUGUUUCAGCCCCGGCCGCAACGAGGGAAAAGCUAUCCGACGUCAAAUGGUCUCAUCCAGUGUUUUUAUGACAAUCACGGCGGUAAUAGCCCAAAAAUGUCCGUCAAAAAAGCGGUGUGUGAGGAACGUACUGGCCCGCCUGUUGGGUGUUUCUGAUUAUUUGAGAUGGGGAUCUGUGCUGUGUCACGUCAAAUUAGCAGACCCUGACAGCUCGUACGUGGGCUGUAGUAGUGUGGCCAACGGAGUGUGCCCCAAUGGUAGGCUUCAUGAUAGGUAGGCUUCAUGAUGGGUAAACACAAGGUCCAGAGCGGGAUAGUCCUUGACCUCUGUUGACUUUUGGUGUCAGUCGGAGCUGAGGGUUGUGCCUUCUCUUGUCUGGGGGGGUGCAGAGUGUCGGGACGACCUCUGGGUGACCUUGGUUAAACCACACUGGGCUGUGUCUCAAACAGCACCAUGUUCCCUACGUAGUACAAGAACCCUAUCGCUCUGGUCAAAAGUAGUGCACUAUAUAAGGAAAAGUAGUCCCUUUGGGACACACCCUUUUUUACUGCCUUAAGGGACCUCCCUCCCUGCCACAGAACUAACAACAUACCUGUACACAUACAGGCCACAUUCUGUAGACUAAAAGAAAGUCACGGAUUUAUACUGAACAAAAAAUAUAAACGCAACAUGCAACAAUUUCAAAGAUUUUACUGAGUUACAGUUCAUAUACUGGGGGACCAGGCCCAGCCAAUCAGAAUGAGUUUUUCCCCACAAAAGGUCUUUAUUUCAGACAGAAAUACUCCUCGGCUUCUUGAUAUGAAACACCUGUCAGGUGGAUGGAUUAUCUUGGCAAAGGACAAAUGCUCACUGACAGGGAUGUAAACAAAUGUGUGCACAACAUUUGAGAUAAAUAAGCUUUCUGUGCUUUUUAUUUCAGCUCAUGAAACAUGGGACCAACACUUUACGUGUUGCGUUUAUAUUUUUGUUCAGUGUAAGUAGCCCACUGUGUGAAUGCCAUUAAAAGGAACUCUAGACAAAUAGUUAAUAUGAUCACUGUGACUGUACCUACUGCAUACAUGUCAGUCACUAGUCUCCAAAAACCCAACCCCUAGGCAACACAGCGACUAGGAUCUGGUUUCAACGAUGGACUCUUUUGACAUCGAGGAAGUACAGUAUGUCACUGUCUACGUCGAUAACACAUUGCCAGAACGUCGUGAUUCAAAAACCCAAGUUUGCGGGCAAAACCUUUUGCAGUGGUUUAAGUUAAGGUAGUUGAUGCAAACUAGCUGCCUGUGAAAUGCACUCUAUAAAAAAGAAACUCCUUGAUCGCCAUCUUGCUAGCUACUAUUUAGUAUUUUAUUCAAGCGGAUAGUGACGUAGUGACGUAGACAGUGACGUAGUUCCUCUAUGCCUGAAGAGUCCAUCGUUGAAACCAGACCCUAGUCACUGUUGCCUAGCGACUGUUGCCUAGGGUUGCGUUUUGGAGACUAGUCAGUCAGAUUAGUUCUGGUAGGGAAAUGUUUAAACAACACCUGACCUGGCAGCGAGCAUAUUUAAUCAUCUCCAUUAUUACCAAUGAGAGUUGACAAAAAGCAGACUGACUGCAAACCUAAAUUGGUGCCAAGGGGUCAAGUUGCAGGAAUAUGCCAAUUACUUAAAUUGAUCAGGAGAUGGUUUCCUUGAUAACCAAUUUGAUCAAGUUCGGCCGAUCGUGUUACAUCAUGCUGGGGGAGGAAAAAGGAGGUCUCCAAAUUGGUUACAACACACUAAAGACUAAACGUGACUUCCUCUCUCUCUCUCUCUCUCUCUCUCUCUUCUGUUUAGUCGGAUGUCUCCCAAAUGGCACCCUAUUCCCUACAUAGUGCACUACUUUGGACCAGAGCCCCGUAUAGGAAAUAGGGUGCCAUUUGGAACGCGGCCGUCAUGUCAGAAGGUGGAUAUAGCUACAGGUUUAGCUGCUGAGAUGGCCUGUAAACAAUGGCGUUUCAGUUUAUGUAAUUAACCGAGGAGGAAGUAUUUAGAGGCUUAAUUGAGAUUGCAGUGGGGAAAUUGCUCUGAAAUGGCUGUACCUGAUUUAUUCACAGUGGGAACACGGUGCGGAGCGAGCGAUUUCACCCUUCUUUGUAGAUUAGAAUAACUAUAAUCACUCCCUUCAUGCCUGGACUCUGAUUGGAGUGCACACAUGCCACCAGAAAUAUGGAGAAAGAUGGAGCGAGAUUGUGUGUGUGUGUGUGUGUGUGUGUGUGUGUGUGUGUGUGUGUGUGUGUCAGGUAGCAGUGUUGGUGGUGUGGGUUCUUCCUGCAUGUCAGAAAAGCUCGCGGCCAGCAGCUUACUGACUCUUGUUUUCUCUUGGUUCCCUCACCUAGGCGUUUGGCUUCAUGUCCCGAGUGGCUUUGCAAGCGGAGAAGAUGAACCACCAUCCGGAGUGGUUCAACGUUUAUAACAAGGUAGUGACACUCUGCUGUUGCCUCUUCGGAGUUCAACUGCUGAAUAAGUCUUUUAUAUGAGCUAUGGUUUGAUAUCCUUCACAAACUGGCUUUUGCUAAGAGUUGAAUUUGUCAUGUCAAACCAUUGCUAGGCUACAGGGAGGGAUUUCUUAUGUUUCAGGGGCCAUCGCCACACACACACAAGUCAAACUGAUGAGCGGUGGCUUUCAACAGUAAUUCAGACAUUUUUCUUGAGAAAAUCUCUGCAAAUAAAUGUAUUUUUCCCCCUCUCUUAGAAAUAAGUAGCAGUUGAUAUGGCAAACAGUGCCCCUGAAAAUCUCUCAGCAUUAAGCUUUAGCCUCUGAGUUACUGUGUGGAGGACCAACUGCGCUGAGAAGAAUUCAACAUUUAAUCCUCUCUUUAUUAAAGUGGCUACAUGUUUUUGGGCCUUCACAGUACUUUCCACUGUGCUCUGAAAAAGAAAAGGAAAAAAAACACAUAUGACUUGGAUGUGUAUGUUAUGAUAUGGAUGUGUAGGUUAUGGUAUGGAUGUGUAUGUUAUGAUAUGGAUGUGUAGGUUAUGAUAUGGAUGCGUAGGUUAUGAUAUGGUUGUGUAGGUUAUGAUAUGGUUGUGUAGGUUAUGAAUGUGUAGGUUAUGGUAUGGAUGUGUAUGUUAUGGUAUGGAUGUGUAGGUUAUGAUAUGGAUGUGUAGGUUAUGAUAUGGAUGUGUAGAUUAUGAUAUGGAUGUGUAGGUUAUGAUAUGGAUGUGUAGGUUAUGGUAUGGAUGUGUAGGUUAUGAUAUGGAUGUGCAGGUUAUGGUAUGGAUGUGUAGGUUAUGAUAUGGAUGUGUAGGUUAUGGUAUGGAUGUGUAGGUUAUGGUAUGGAUGUGUAGGUUAUGGUAUGGAUGUGUAGGUUAUGGUAUGGAUGUGUAGGUUAUGAUAUGGAUGUGUAGGUUAUGGUAUGGAUGUGUAGGUUAUGAUAUGGAUGUGUAGGCUGAUGUGGAUGUGUAGGUUAUGAUAUGGAUGUGUAGGCUGAUGUGGAUGUGUAGGUUAUGGUAUGGAUGUGUAGGUUAUGAUAUGGAUGUGUAGGUUAUGGUAUGGAUGUGUAGGUGUAUGGAUGGAGGGUAUGGAUGUGUAGGUUAUGGUAUGGAUGUGUAGGUUAUGAUAUGGAUGUGUUUAUGUGUGUAUGGUAUAUGUUGGUAUGGUGUUAUGGUAUGUGAUGUGUAGGUUAUGUAUGGUGUGUAGGUUAUGAUAUGGAUGUGUAGGUUAUGAUAUGGAUGUGUAGGUUAUGGUAUGGAUGUGUAGGUUAUGGUAUGGAUGUGUAGGUUAUGUAUGGAUGUGUCGGUUAUGAUAUGGUGUGUAGGUUAUGGUAUGGAGUGUGGUUAGGUUUAUGGUAUGGAUGUGUAGGUUUUAUGUGUAUGGUAUGUGGUAGGUUAUGUAUGGAUGUGUAGGUUUGUAUGGAUGUGUAGGUUAUGUGGUGAUAUGGAUGUGUAUGUGUGAUAUGGAUGGUGUAGGUUAUGGUAUGGAUGUGUAGGUUAUGAUAUGGAUGUGUAGGUUAUGGUAUGGUGUGAGGUUAUGAUAUGGUUUUGUAGGUGUGUGGUUAGGAUGUGUAUGGUUUGGGUAUGUGGAUGUGUAGGUUAUGGUAUGGGUGUGUGGGUUAUGAUAUGGAUGUGUAGGUUUGUGUUGGGAUGUGUAGGUUAUGUAUGGUGUGUAGGUGUUGUUGGUUGUAUGGUUAUGGUAUGGAUGUGUAGGUUAUGAUAUGGAUGUGUAGGUGAUGUUGGAUGUGUAGGUUAUGAUAUGGAUGUGUAGUGAUUGAUGUGGAUGUGUAGGUUUGAUAUGGAUGUGUGCGAUGGUUAUGAUAUGGAUGUGUAGGUUAUGGUAUGGAUGUGUAGGCUGAUAUGGAUGUGUAGGUUAUGUAUGGAUGUGUAGGUUAUGGUAUGGAUGUGUAGGUGAUGGGAUGUGUAGGUUAGGGAUAUGGAUGUGUAGGUUAUGUAUGGAUGUGUAGGUUAUGGUAUGGAUGUGUAGGUUGAGUGAUAGGUGUGGUGUGUAGGUUAUGAUAUGGAUGUGUAGGUUAUGGUAUGGAUGUGUAGGUUAUGGUAUGGAUGUGUAGGUUAUGGUAUGGAUGUGUAGGUUAUGGUAUGGAUGUGUAGGUUAUGGUAUGGAUGUGUAGGUUAUGAUAUGGAUGUGUAGGCUGAUGUGGAUGUGUAGGUUAUGAUAUGGAUGUGUAGGCUGAUGUGGAUGUGUAGGUUAUGAUAUGGAUGUGUAGGUUAUGAUAUGGAUGUGUAGGUUAUGGUAUGGAUGUGUAGGCUGAUAUGGAUGUGUAGGUUAUGGUAUGGAUGUGUAGGUUAUGGUAUGGAUGUGUAGGCUGAUGUGGAUGUGUAGGUUAUGAUAUGGAUGUGUAGGCAGAUGUGGAUGUGUAGGUUAUGGUAUGGAUGUGUAGGCUGAUGUGGAUGUGUAGGUUAUGAUAUGGAUGUGUAGGUUAUGAUAUGGAUGUGUAGGUUAUGAUAUGGAUGUGUAGGUUAUGGUAUGGAUGUGUAGGUUAUGAUAUGGAUGUGUAGGUUAUGAUAUGGAUGUGUAGGUUAUGAUAUGGAUGUGUAGGUAUGAUUGGAUGUGUAGGUUAUGGUAUGGGUGUAGGUUAUGGUAUGGAUGUUGUAGGUAAUGAUAUGGAUGUGUAGGUUAUGGUAUGGAUGUGUAGGUUAUGAUAUGGAUGUGUAGGUUUAUGGUAUGGAUGUGUAGGUUAUGGUAUGGAUGUGUAGGGUUAUGGUAUGGAGUGUUGUAGGUUUAUGGUAUGGAUGUGUAGGUUAUGGUAUGGAUGUGUAGGUUAUGAUAUGGAUGUGUAGGUUAUGGUAUGGAUGUGUAGGUUAUGGUAUGGAUGUGUAGGUUAUGAUAUGGAUGUGUAGGUUAUGAUAUGGAUGUGUAGGUUAUGAUAUGGAUGUGUAGGUUAUGGUAUGGAUGUGUAGGUUAUGGUAUGGAUGUGUAGGUUAUGGUAUGGAUGUGCAGGUUAUGGUAUGGAUGUGUAGGUUAUGAUAUGGAUGUGUAGGCUGAUAUGGAUGCGUAGGCUGAUAUGGAUGUGUAGGUUAUGGUAUGGAUGUGUAGGUUAUGGUAUGGAUGUGUAGGUUAUGGUAUGGAUGUGUAGGUUAUGGUAUGGAUGUGUAGGUUAUGGGAUGGAUGUUUAGGUUAUGAUAUGGAUGUGUAGGUUAUGGUAUGGAUGUGUAGGUUAUGGUAUGGAUGUGUAGGUUAUGGGAUGGAUGUUUAGGUUAUGAUAUGGAUGUGUAGGUUAUGGUAUGGAUGUGUAGGUUAUGGUAUGGAUGUGUAGGUUAUGAUAUGGAUGUGUUGUAACUAUGAUCUUGUUUAGAGGAACAUUUAGUUGUUUCUUCAUACUUUGUUUUCCACUCUGUCUUGUUUUCAGGUCCAGAUAACACUAACUACGCAUGACUGUGGAGGAUUGUCCAAACGGGAUAUCAAGAUGGCCAAGUUUAUUGACAAAGUUGCCCUGUCCAUGUAGAUUUGCCUCUUGUAUAUGUCACAGAAUCUUCCAAAUAAAAUGUAUUGAUUAUAAUGUGUAGGCCUAAUCAUUUUUGUGGAUGCACAUUCAUGAUGUGGUUCUAUUUUACAGUUGAAUAAAUCAUUAAA
Molecule: messenger RNA, 12954 nt
Organism: Coregonus sp. 'balchen'
Lineage: Eukaryota; Metazoa; Chordata; Actinopteri; Salmoniformes; Salmonidae
Source: the annotation of a GenBank genome assembly